Messenger RNA from Nothobranchius furzeri (turquoise killifish), 5018 nucleotides. It is a transcript of the gene rfx1a, whose product is annotated as regulatory factor X, 1a (influences HLA class II expression). Lineage: Eukaryota; Metazoa; Chordata; Actinopteri; Cyprinodontiformes; Nothobranchiidae. Gene Ontology annotation, biological process: regulation of transcription by RNA polymerase II. The record is from RefSeq and is a predicted model, not a curated record. Gene Ontology annotation, molecular function: RNA polymerase II cis-regulatory region sequence-specific DNA binding; DNA-binding transcription factor activity, RNA polymerase II-specific. Gene Ontology annotation, cellular component: nucleus.
ACGUUUGAAAUGUGCCGUUUUCCUCCUUGUUGUUUCACUCAGUGGCCAUAACAAGCCACUGCCUCCAAGCGGGGCUAGCCGUACGUAAGCUGCUGGUCCACACGCCAACUGUGUGGCGUGAAUGCGGUGGUUAAUGUGUACUUCUCUCUGGAAUGACUCGGGAGUCUUGCCUGCCAUGACGACGCAGUCACAGAUGCAUAGGCAAGCAGGCCGUUGUUAUGGCGAUGUCAAAUGCAAAAGUUGUUGUGAUGGCCACCUCAGCCUACGUAGGGGAGAUCCAACCAGCAGCUCAAACUCAGGGGGCCGCUGUUACCGUGACACCGGGGCCACCUGAUUCUGCCUCCACACCUGCAACCACUCCUCAGUUUCUAGCAGAGAUUCAGACUACUGUGUCCAUCCCCACGGUCGCCACACCUACGGGCCAGACGACUCCAACAGAUCAGACCUCCUCCGUCAGCUCUCAGAAGACUGCAGCGGCGAGCCAAACCCCGACCGCCACACAGGCGCAGCCGGCUCAGACACAGUAUGUGACUGCAGAGAUCCAGGGUUCCCCCACACCGGGUGGAAACGCUCAGAGCACACCGCAGUACAUAGUUGUCACAGUCACAGAGGGUUCCCUUCACUCCAGCGACAGCGUGUCAGACUCCAGCCCCCCUCCAGCGGUUGUGCAGACAGGAGUUCCCACCCAGGUUGUUCAGCAGGUGCAAACAGCCCAACAGAGGUCUGUGGUGCAGGCCACCUCCCAGAUAGCCAAAACAGAGCCAGGCACUCAGCUCCGCGUCACCAGUCUUCAGCCUGUUCACAUCACACAGGAAGAUGUCCCCGAGUUAGCAAGGCAUCAGAAGCUAGAGGAGCUGCAGCCUCAAAGUAUGACAGGAGAGCUUCAGUAUCGGGCCUGGAAACCAAGAUGCUUCUGUAGCUGCAGAUUGUUCAGAGAGCCGCCAGCUAUCAUUCUCCAAGUUCAGCAGCAGCUUGCAUCGGUACAACAUGUGUACACCAAUCAAGUGCAGUAUGUGGAGGGAGGAGAGAACAGCUACGCCACCAGCACCAUUCGCCCCACCACCUUCCCGUACACCGAGACCCCCCUGUACACCCAGACCACAGCUGCCCAGUACUACGAGGCUCAGCCCACUUCAGGCUCACAAGCAUCAACUCCAGGAACACCUUUGACCGUUUCUGUGGCUGCUGGUACCACAGAGGGCGUGUCUAUGUUUGUGGCCCAGCCCACUAGUGCAGCAGGGGGCGGAGCCACCGUGGUUACCACAGGGGGCACUACCAACGGGUCAGAGGAGGGCGCAGGCACCAAUGGUAGCGCAACAGGCAGCUAUGUGAUCCAGGGGAGCUACAUGCUGGGCAGCGGCGGCAGCAGCAGCAGCAGCAGCAGCAACGGAGGGGCAGCCGGGAACAGUCAGAGCUACUCACACACCGCCCGUGCCUCCCCGGCCACUGUGAGUAUUACAGAGGGCGAGGAGAGUAGCGUGCCGUCGGCAGACAAGAAGGUACAGUGGUUGCUGGACAACUAUGAGACAGCUGAAGGUGUGAGUCUGCCACGAUCCACCCUUUACUGCCACUACCUGCUGCACUGCCAGGAGCAGAAACUAGAGCCCGUUAAUGCUGCUUCGUUUGGGAAACUCAUAAGAUCGGUGUUCAUGGGGCUGCGCACACGACGCCUCGGCACUCGGGGUAACUCCAAAUAUCACUAUUAUGGUCUGAGAAUCAAGGCAGGCUCUUCUCUCCUCCGUCUGAUGGAAGACCAGCAACAUCUGGCUAUGAGGCAGCAGCCCUUCUCACAGAAACAGAGGUUAAAGCCUGUCCAUAAGGUUGAAGGGAUGACCAACGGCACAGCGGCAGGAUCCGGCCAGCAGCAACAGCAGCAACAGGGAUCAGGACACGUGGACAUCAGCACCCAGGUUCAGCAGUACCAGCAGUUCCUGGAUGCGUCCAGAGCUCUCCCAGAGUUCCCAGACAUCGACCUCCAGGGGAAGGCUCUGCCAGAGGGCAUUGAGCUAGAACACAUAAAGAGCUUUCAGCUGCUUUACAGAGAACACUGUGAGGCCAUAGUGGAUGUGAUGGUCAAUCUGCAGUUCACACUGGUGGAGACCCUUUGGAAAACCUUCUGGAGGUUCAGCCAAAGCCAGAGUGGAGACACCACCAUGGCUGUUCACGACGAGUCAGAGAAGCGUCUCCCAAAGUCCUGCCUGGUGUUGCUGUGCAAGUACGAGCCGGUGCUGCGCUGGAGCCGCGACUGUGACAACGGCCUGUACCAGAGCCUGGUGGAGAUCCUCAUCCCUGAUGUCCUCAGACCCAUCCCCAGUGCCUUAACUCAAGCCAUUCGAAACUUUGCGAAAAGCCUUGAGAGCUGGCUGACCAACGCCAUGAUGAACAUUCCUGAGGAAAUGGUUCGCAUCAAGGUGACAUCAGCCAAUGCGUUUGCUCAGACUCUUCGUCGCUACACCAGCCUGAACCACCUCGCCCAGGCGGCCCGUGCUGUCCUCCAGAACACGGCUCAGAUCAACCAGAUGCUGUCGGACCUCAACCGCGUUGACUUUGCUAAUGUCCAGGAGCAGGCAUCGUGGGUGUGUCGAUGUGAAGACCGCGUGGUUCAACGGCUGGAGCAGGACUUCAAGCUGACCCUCCAGCAGCAGAACUCCUUAGAGCAGUGGGCUGUGUGGCUUGAUGGUGUGGUCUCUCAGGUCCUAAAGCCCUACCAGCAGAGCCCUGCUUUUCCUAAAGCUGCCAAACUCUUCUUACUAAAGUGGUCCUUUUACAGUUCCAUGGUGAUCAGAGACCUGACUCUGAGAAGUGCUGCCAGUUUUGGUUCCUUUCACUUGAUCCGUCUGUUAUAUGAUGAGUACAUGUACUACCUUAUAGAGCACAGAGUGGCCCAGGCUAAAGGAGAGACCCCCAUUGCUGUUAUGGGAGAGUUUGCCAGUUUAGGUCGAGGUCUGAACACGCUGGAUCCUGACAAAGAAGAGGAAGAUGAAGAAGAUGAGGAGAGUGAGGAAGAAGGUCAGGAGCUGUCUCUCCCCUCUGACGGAGCCGGGCUCGGGGAGGAGUCUCUGGAGCCGCCGGCCAAGUUAGCCAGAACCGAUCAGCGAGUCCUCUUCACCACCGGCUCAGCUGAUAACUAACCAGAGACACGUGUGCUGCUAAUAUUCACCACACAGAUGUACAAAUAACCUUUAUACAUUUGAUAUGUGUGAAUAGAUCCUGUCCACCUUUCUUCUCACUGCAAACUGUUUUUAUUGUGUAUGUUUAAACACACACAGUCAAAACACACUUAGUCAUAACUGCUGCUGCCUGGACGGCACAAUCACCUUUCAGCACCGUUCAUUUAUUCCAAAAACACUGUUGUUGCAAUAGGAUGUGGCUUUGAAAAGCAGGGUCCUUAAAAACAAAGAGAACCACAGAACAUUUCACCCCUCAGCUGUAUGAUUCUGUACAAACCAACGGCCACGUUUCAUUCCUGUUGUUACGCUGAAACCUGUUGCCUCACAGACCCUCCUGAAGUUUUCACUGCCAUGUCUAGGUGGUCUGGAAAUGCUGCAUUGUGUAUAGAGGUCACUUUUACAGGAGGAGUGUAAAGAGGAGUCCACAUUUACUUAUUGAAGUGCUACAUGAUGCUAAAGCGAGGGGGAAUGUGUAAAAGAGCACACAUUAGGGAGUUUGUUCUGUUUGCUGUUAUUUCUACAGUUGUGUGAUUGUGACACAUGCUAAGUGUUUCUGUAGAUAUUUUCUUAUAAAUGUUUCAUUAUGGAGGUAUGGUAGACGCCCUUUCUGAUUUGAUUCACCUGUAAAGGAGGUUAUUGUUGGUUUGUGGAGUGCCUGCUGCAGCUGCUACACACUUGUAUAAAGAAAAAAAGCUCUGGCUGUGGAGCAGGAACUCCUGUUAGUGGCUGCAAAAGAAAAAACCUCACUCUUAUUGAAUGUGUGAUCUGACUAAAGAUGUUCUGUAUGUGUCAUUUUUUCUGUUUAAAGUGCUAUAACCCUGUACUUGUAAUAGGUUCCUCUGUGGCCUCAUUUUCCUUCACUUUCGAUUUUCUUGCCUUCUUUGGAAUUGUUCAGUUUUCCACGCACAUGUGUGCCAAACCGCUUUCCUUUCAUCCCAGAUUCUUGUGGAUUUUAAAUUCUCUUCCUCUGUGGUUUUAGGAGGUCUGUGCCUGAGUAAGAACAGUGAUGACAUUGACUGUAUAUUUAUCCACUUCUGUUGAACUUUGGUUGUCACUAAGUGAACCUCUUGUGCAGUGUAUGGUGCUGUGUUGUCACGCAUUGUAAGCAACAUUUGUGUACUUUUAUUGAUUUGUGAUUGUUUGUUGGGUUAUCAAUCCUCUUUCAUAUCUGAUGACCUUUGAACCACAAACAGGCCUCAGCCCAGCCUCUUUGCACAUGUCCACUAUUGUUUUUAAAACUCUAGAGUCAUCUGAGAUGUUUUCUCAUGAUCUUAGGCGUGCUGUUGGUGGUGAGAUGGAGGCGUCAGAUCACAUGUAAAUAUCUGGUUUGGCUCCGUGCUGUUCAGAGAAUCUGGUGAGAGGAGAGAAACUUGAAAGCUUUUCUUCUGCACUCAUCUCACUGCGUUCCAACUCCCACUCCUGAUGGCUUGUUUUGCUUCAAACAUCCAUAUUCUUAAACACUGCUCAUCCACACUGGUUGAUGUAAACAUGUCAUUUUUAAAUAUCUCAGAGCUUUGGUCUAAAUAGCUGCAGGUCACGUUUCCAACAGGCACUGUCAGCUCCAAAGCAGCACAUGAUCUUAGAAAGUGGAGUUUAAUACCAGCUGCAGUCUUUCUGCCAUCUUCAUCCUACAAAAUGGUUUAAACAGUAAACAUGUUAAGUCAUUUUUAUAGUGUAUUGUUUCUGAUGUACAAAACAAAGUGGAGACAGAAAUAAAGCAGAUGUUCAGUGGCAGUGUUUUAUGAAUCUGGUCUGCUAUAAGUAUGACUGUGCCUUUGGAGGUGGUAGAAAGCAAAUCAGAGGUUUUUCAUUUUAAAGGAAAUAAAUUAAAGACAGUUUUUAAAGUUG